UAUUCACAAGAAAAUAAUAAAUCAGUACUUUUCAUUUUUUCUUAGUUCUCGUUUACGAAACCCCAACGCAUGAAACGUUCACGCGUCAGAGGCUCCACUUUAGAAACAAGUUUCAGUUGAUCGUUCCGAGUGCUUCUUCCUCUUUUCCAGAUGAUCCUCUACGGCCGGCUUGGGAUCAAGCCAGUGUUUUGGUUAUUGGUUGACUCCAACGGCCUGUUUUGCAGGAUGUUGUGGUUCAACACAACAGUAAAGUUUGGGAAGACCUUCAUGAACGAUUAACGAAGGCAAUGAGGUUCUCAUCUCGAAUGUAUGAUGACAUAUCAAACCUCAAACAAGGUAUCCUCUCCAUCAUUGGUUAUUUCAUCAAAUUCCUGGUGCAUUGUGAAGAAAUGGUCAUCCUUCAUCCCACACACCUUUGUGCUCACAAUUUCUCGCGAUGGAGUUGUUGCAUUUGUUGGUUUGCUAGUGCCGCUUCAACUCUACUGGCUCUUGCUGCUCAGUCCACCAUUAGAAGGAAGAAAUGUCUGAUUUUCACUCGUUGUGGAGCUAUUGGUCACGCCAUCGAUCAUAGUUGAUUCUCAUAUAGGACAACGUAACAAAAUUAAACGAUUAGUUAGCAAUGAUGAAACGGAUGUUAAAUCGAGUGACUUCUAAUGCAAUAUAACAAAUUUUAGACGAGAGAUUAGCUUUUCUCUGGAGAUUGACAUUCCACCAUGGGGGAUUUUUCCAAAAGUAGCACUGUUUAAAAAAAAAUUCCAAAAAUAGCACCCAACUCCGAAAAAUUCCAAAAAUAGCACCCUUUCUGCAAAACCGCCACCCGUACCAGCGGUUUAGGCGAAAACCGCCACCCGGGGGUGCGUUUUUCGAUGAAAACCGCACUGGCAUGGGGCGGUUUUACAGACCGCACCCCCACCAUGCGGGUUGGUUGCAGAUCGCACCCCCACCAUGCGGUUUGGUUGCAGACCGCACCCCCACCAUGCGAUCUGUUUUUUUUUUAAAAUCCUAACCUAGGUGGAAACUUCAAACGAACGUAUCUUUGUGUUCGGGUAUCCGAUCGUCGCGAAUUUUUUUUGAUUCCGCAUAACUUUUCGAGAUCUUGCAAGUCGAAGACUGCCGAAGGUGGUGUGGUCCCACCUUCGUCCCAAAAAAUGUCGUUUGCUACCCCAAACGAGCUUUUUUCCGAUUUCGUCAAACUUUGGACAAAAAAUGUCGGCGUUCCAUACGCUCUCUCCCUCUAACUUUUUAACAAAAUCGAAAUGAAAUAAAAAUUUCUCACUCUAUUUUCUCUCUCUCUCUCUCUCUCUCUCUCUCUCUCUCUCUCUCCCUUCCUUACCGUUGCCAACGGCCACUCUGCCCUUUUCCCCCCUUCUCUUCCUCACCGUCCCCAUGACCUCCAUUAACCCAAUCUAAAACCCUUCACACUCUCACCCACAGUUUUACCUUCACUCUUCCAAGUUCCCCUCUUUCUUCUUCCUGCUGGCCGAAUUCAGUUUCAUCAUCCUCCUCCACGUCACCCUCCAAUGGCGGCUCUGGCGCCGGGAAUCCUGUCCAAGCUUCUUGAAGGAAUGAACACCGGGACGAAACCCACUAGCGAGCACCGGAGCUCGCUCCUCCAGGUCACCGACAUCGUCCCCGCCGACCUGGACGAGAAAUCCCUCUUCCCCAAACAUGGGUUCUACAUCAAAGUCUCCGACUCCUCGCACUCCAUCUACGUCUCCCUGCCUCCCGAGCAGCACGAUUUCGUCCUCAGCAACAAGAUGCAGCUGGGUCAGUUCAUCUACGUCGACAGGCUGGAGCCGGGGUCGCCGGUCCCGGUCGUGAAAGGCGCCAAGCCGCUCCCCGGACGGCACCCGUUGAUGGGGACGCCGGAGCCGUUGAUGGGUCUGAGAGGGAAAGGGGAGAGGAAAGAAAGCAGCAACCAGGUCAAUUUCCAGGUUAGGGCUUCCGGUAAUCGGAGAGGUUCUUGGGGAAUUGGAGGAGGAGGAGACGAUCAUCGGAAUCAAUUUGGUUCCCCGAUGGCGUUGAAACCGGUUCCGUUGGAUUUCGAUCAGUGUGCAACGCCGGCGAAACAGAGGAUGAGCUCUGCGAAGAAGCCGUUGAUGUCUCCGAUGAUAAUGAGAGGGAGAUCGGUGAUUAGCAAAGACGGGUGCGAGAGCAACAGCGGAUUUCGAUGCUCGCUAGGCGGCGGAUUGCUGUCGAAAAUGGCGGAUAAUCCCAAGUUGGCGGCGGCGGAGAGCCCCUUGCUGAGGAAGAGCUGCGCGGCGCCUUCUUCGGCUUCCAAGUUCCCCAGGAGUCGAAGCGUUUGCGGCGAUCGAGACUCCAGAAUCCCGAUUAGCAGCCCCUACAUCUCAUCUGGGAAGAAAAGCUCGACGUCGCCACCGAGUAUGAGGAACGCCAAAGUAGUGGGUUCCCUGAAAUUGGGCUGCGGAGAAACACAAAACUUGUCCACCACAAAUGCUGCGGCGGAGCAGCAAUCUCAGUCCGUUAAUUCGGUCUACGGCAGCCCGGAAACCAGUCUUCCGAUGAGUCUGCCGGGAAAGCUAAGCACGCUCGGGAAGGAAGCAGUGCAGCAGAGGGAAACUGCUUAGAAGAUGGCUCUCCAGGCAUUGAGAGAGGCUUCUGCUACUGAAACAUUAGUCCGAUCUCUCAGGUAAGUAAUGACUAAUGAACUGAUUCCUUUCUGUUUGAUUCCAGUUCUGAAUUUCUAAAGGGUUGGGGGUAAAUUCGUUUGCAGAAUGUUGUCUGAUUUGACAAAAUCAG
Messenger RNA from Linum trigynum, 2760 nucleotides. The record is from the annotation of a GenBank genome assembly. Lineage: Eukaryota; Viridiplantae; Streptophyta; Magnoliopsida; Malpighiales; Linaceae.